AUGGGGGUUCUUGAUAAGAUUGGAAGAAUUAGCGAUGAAGGUAGGAGUGGCGGGAAAGGAGCUGGUGGUGAAGAUAAAAGUCUUCGGUAUGGUGGAAGUAGAUAUGGUUAUGGUAGAAGAGGUAGUAGGGUUGGCGGGAGAGGAAUCAAUGGUAGUACGGGUGGUAGGAGAAGAGUUGAUGGUAAGAGAGGUGGCGACGAGGUUGUUGGCGGCUCAAAAAUGGAUAGUGGGUGUUUGUUGGAUAGUGAGGGUUUGUUGGAUAGUGGCGAUUUGUUGAAAAGUUUGGGUAUGUUUGACAAUAGAGGUUUGUUGGACGAUGGGGAUUUCUUGGACAAUGGGGGUUUCUAG
Messenger RNA from Dovyalis caffra, 348 nucleotides. The record is from the annotation of a GenBank genome assembly. NCBI's taxonomy places the organism in Eukaryota, Viridiplantae, Streptophyta, Magnoliopsida, Malpighiales, Salicaceae.